AUGGCGGAACCCAUGUCGACGCUCUCUCCAGAGAAAGUCAAUUCCAAUUCGAAUGCCAUGCAUUACGAUGACGACCUUGACAUUUACGAGGGGCCUUCCAGCCCGUUUCUAGAGCAAAUCGAACAAGACAACCAGGAGAAUGUUGCACCCAGUAGCACUGCGACGCCCGUAAAGGGACAGCUUAUUGACUUUGGAGACGACGACAUGCCGCAGUCGGCAUUCAAGGUCGAAUCGGGGAAGAAAAGCCCUUUGAAGCAGCGCAGCAGCCCGAUCAAGAAGUCGCCUGUAAAGGACCUGCUGCAGGACUUUGAUAACGCGGCGGGGCAGACGCCCAAUAGAAGUCGUGCGAGCACACUAAAGAGCUCCCCAUCCAAGGAACACAUACUAGACGACUUGGAAGGCGCCACAGCACGAACCCCUCACAGAAGCCGCACCAGCACCCUAAGAAGCUCUCCGAGCAGACCACAGAUUGCCGAAGAGUUUCCUGGGUCCGUCAGCAGCACUCGCACCCGCAAGAGCCGGUCGCCUUCGAAGUCGUCGGUCCUCUCUUCCGUUCCCUCGGACAUCGAGGCAACUCCAAGCGCACCCUCGCUUGGCGCAGCCAUCGAUCUACCCCCCACAUCUUCGAAGCGCCCAUCACCUUCGCAAACCCCGUCACGACGUGGUGCAGAGCUGCGCGAUAAUGAGGGCCUCACAGUUGCAGCGAACAGAUUCAUAGAGGAUUUCGAUGCCGACCGAAGUCAUAAGAGACGCAAGUCGCAUGAGAAUCAAUAUCAAGUGAACAUGGAGGCCGACAUCACCGAGUUCAACCCGGAUGCCACAACGCCAGAUGUCGAUGAUACUCGCUUCAGCGACUUCUCGGAGAUGCCAGGUUUGGACAUGACCAAGUUUGCAUCAUUCAGGAAGAGUCCCACCCAGAACAGCGACGCAACACCACGCGCUCGCGCACAGAUGACGCCUUCCAGGGUCUGUCGAUCGGAACGUACACCUUCACAGACACCUCGUCGCUCAUAUAAAGACAACGAUACCACGAACCUGCUUCUCGAUUUUACCGCUCAGAUUGAGUCCUUUGGAGUAUCUCGAAAUGGCACGCCUUCGCACGCCUCUGGCAUGUCCAUGACAGAACCGAACCUUCGCUCCUACUACCAGAACAAGCGAUCACCAGCUAAAGGCGGAUACGUUCCAGCUACACCUGGUCAGAAUCGCCCAUUGUUGAACCUUCUCGAUUUCGAGUUGCCUCCGCCACCAACACCACGAUCGCUGCCUACUGUAACCAUUCGCGAGAUGGAAUCUGCCAAAUCGCAUUUCCAAUCUCAGAUCUCGUCGCUCACAGCAAGUCUGUCAGGAAAGGAAGCUGAGGUUGAAUCCUUGUCUCGAGCAAUUGCGGAUGCCGAGCGUCGGGUUGGUGAAGCGCAAGAGACUGUGCGUGACGAGCGCUCAGCGCGCGAGUAUGCGGAAGCACAAAUGGAGGACUGGAAAAAGAAGGGUGAGGAAGUGCAGACUAUCCUGCAAGACGUACAGUCCGAGCUGGCACGCAACGAUGACGAACGUGAGCAGCUUCUCGCGCGCUUGACUGAAGCUGAGAGACGCGCUGAAGAUGCAGAACACCACUCCACCGAGCUCGAAACCAGGCUUAUUGAGGCGGAGAGCAAAAAUGUCGACAUGACAACGUUCAUCAACGACGAUGAAGAUGAAGACAAGAAGAUCUACUCGGAAAUGGAGUGUCAGUCUGCUAUUGCGGAAAAGGUCAACGAGGUGGCCCGUGAUCUCCACGCUGCGUACAAGGCGAAACACGAGAAGAAGAUCAAAGCUCUCAAGGACAACUACCAGAAAAAGGCGGAUGAACGCUGCAAGGAACUUCGCGUCCAGAUUACCCGUUUGGAACGCCAGAUUGGGGAUGCCGAGGAGAAGUGCGACGACACAUUUAGCAAAUUUGAAGAGUUGGGAUCAAGAUCUAGCGGUCCCUGCGAGAUAUGCGCAAAGAACGCAGCCGUAGCACCCACCUCUAACCCUGAGGAGAUCCAUAAGCUCGAAGCCCAGCGUUCCGAGAUUGAAAACCUCAAAGCGAAGCUCGCAGGCCUUCAGUCCGAACUGCACUCGCUCCGCAAAUCUCAAGACACUCUCCUCGAAGAACUCGAAGCCGAGCGCGUUGAGAAGGGCGAACUCGUCGCAGCCGCUGAGCAGAUGCUUGUCCUAUGCGGCGAGAAAAUGGAGUCGAUGCAACAGGAGGACUUCCGUCGGAGUCAAGCAGCUCCUGCGCCUCCGCUGGAACCACGACCAACCAGCAAGCAGACAAGACAGCAACCGGCGCCCGAACAGGCAAUGCGUAACACGGGUUUCCUGGCCGGUGGGAGUUCAGUCAGCUCCUCGGCGUCGCGCCCUGGAUCCUCACUUUCUAGCAGUCGCUCAGGCGAAUCAAAGCCCAAGCCCAGCGGCAUGCGUGCACCAGGGGGUUUUGGGUUCAAGGCAGCCGGCGAGUCAGCGCUGAGUAAGAGUCAGAGUGGCGCAGGCAAGAGCAGGCUCUUGUCUAAUAUCGAGCGUAUGGGUGGUACAAAGGGCCAGGAGUAG
Ascochyta rabiei is the source of this 2568-nucleotide messenger RNA. RefSeq lists its product as uncharacterized. The record is from RefSeq and is a predicted model, not a curated record. The transcript is spliced from 2 exons. The coding region runs from base 1 to 2568 and encodes 855 amino acids. NCBI's taxonomy places the organism in Eukaryota, Fungi, Ascomycota, Dothideomycetes, Pleosporales, Didymellaceae.